This is a messenger RNA of Zasmidium cellare ATCC 36951, 1554 nucleotides long. RefSeq lists its product as uncharacterized. Bases 1 to 1554 code for a protein of 517 amino acids. NCBI's taxonomy places the organism in Eukaryota, Fungi, Ascomycota, Dothideomycetes, Mycosphaerellales, Mycosphaerellaceae. The transcript has 6 exons. Gene Ontology annotation, molecular function: sarcosine oxidase activity; flavin adenine dinucleotide binding. The record is from RefSeq and is a predicted model, not a curated record.
AUGACUACACCCGAGUCCAAGAUCAUCAUCGUUGGUGCCGGAGUCUUUGGACUCAGCACAGGUCUACACCUGGCCAAAUCUGGGUACAAAGACGUGACAAUCUUUGAUCGCUGCGCAUACGACCAGAAGUUCUACAACCCGGCGAACGAAGGUUGCGAUGGUGCGUCGUGCGAUAUCAACAAGAUCUUCCGGGCUACAUACGAGACCAAGAAGCACUCGCAAGACCUCGCCCUAGAGGCUCGCAAGAUAUGGCUGCAAUGGAACGAGCAGAUACGAACUAGCAAGCCUAGCGAUCUCCCAGCGCCCCUAACCCCUGACGAUGAGGUUCUUGUGAACUGCGGUGUCUUCCAUCUUGCCGACAAGCGUGAGAUGUUUCCACGUUAUCAGACGAAUCUUAAGGCUACUGCAGAGACUGCGCCUGAGUUUCGCGAUUUGAUGUACAUCAAAGACAACGCGGAAGAUGAGGAUCGAAUCAGAGAACGUGGCGGUCAGUGGCAUAACAAGUACCAUCGAUUCGAUCACAUGAGAAGGGGCGCCACCAAUGGAUUUCUUGACACUGGCGCUGGGAUUACUCUUGCGGACAAGGCCUGCGUUUACGCUCGCCAUCUCUGUGAAAAAGCAGGAGUCAAGUUUGUCCUAGGCGAACCACAAGGCUACCUCGAGUCUCUCAUCAUUGAAACUUUAGACAAGCAAAAACGAGUCGCCGGAAUCAGAACCAGAGAUGGCUCCUGUCAUUUGGCAGACGUCGUGGUUGUUGCCUGUGGUCCCUGGUCAGCAUCCGUCAUCCCAGAAGCACAUCGCACAGUCGAAGCCACAAUGGGAACCGUCAUGUUUAUGGACAUCCCAGAAGACCGACAAGACCUUCGCAAGAAGUUCCACUCAGACAACAUUCCCGUAUGGAGAUUCAUUGAAGAAGACGCAGACGGUGGCUAUGAAGGCGGAGGCUUCCCUAUCACUGCAGAGGGUAGGCUGAAGUUCGGCUUUCGAGCAAGAAAGUUCACAAACUUCCAGCCUCAUCGAACUCAAGCCGACUUGAAGAUCUCUACGCCACGAACGAAAUGGAGCGCCAAUCCAAUUCACACAGUGCCUUCGUAUGGUCUCGAACGCAUGAAGAAAGUCAUUGGCGAGCUCUUUCCAGAGUUGACCGAGAUUGGAUUCACGGAUAGUCGACUCUGUUGGUACACAGACAGUAUCGACAACGAGUUCGUUAUCGAUUACGUCCCCAACUAUGGCGACUCUCUAUUCAUUUGCACUGGAGGCUCUGGUCAUGGCUUUAAGUUCUUACCAAUUCUUGGGAAAUACGUCCGGCAGCAGUUAGAGAAGACGCCAGGUGCAUUCACAAAAAUCUGGAAGUGGCGAGCUGUCGAGGAGGGCAAGGCUGCCAAUGGGCUGGAGGAGGGCGAAGCUGGACCAAGAGAGAUGUCGAAGCUCAGGUUGGCGAGCCCUGAGGAUUUCAAGUUCGCAGUCGUUCAGGCUGCCAAUGUACCCGAAAGCCUGGCCAAAUUGACGCUGGACGGUACGAAGUCUUCACACAGGAUUAUAGGGGCAGCCUAG